Drosophila gunungcola (fruit fly) is the source of this 411-nucleotide messenger RNA. RefSeq lists its product as uncharacterized. The record is from RefSeq and is a predicted model, not a curated record. NCBI's taxonomy places the organism in Eukaryota, Metazoa, Arthropoda, Insecta, Diptera, Drosophilidae. The transcript is spliced from 2 exons. The coding region runs from base 1 to 354 and encodes 117 amino acids.
AUGAAAGCAUCAUUAUUCGUUUGUGUCAUCUUAGUGGCGAUAUUUUUCAUGCUUGUUUCCGGACGCAAUAGCAGCACCACGGAUGAAGGGUUCGAGAUUCCAGUUAGUAAUGAACUGACCCGCUCUAUAAACAGAUCUCGCAGAAUACAGCCCUGUCGUCGAAGUGUCCAGAAGAGCUGCACAUCCACCAAGAUGACCUGUGGCCGCUUAGGAAAAGCCAAUAUCUGCCAGGCCUUCAAGAACGACUGCCAGCGACAAUUGAGCAACUGUGACCCAAAAAAAUUCUAUCGUAAGGUGCACCAGAACCUCUGCCGUGGUAUGCCUGUCGAUGUGGUUCGACCCUGUGGCAGUUGAUUAUCCAGCGAGAUUUGAUUACAAGAAAUGUAAAAACUAAACGCUUUUCAGAUUUCU